AAUGUUGUUCUUUUUAAAAUUAUUUUACAUUUUAACUUGUGUUUAUAGGACUAGUAACAUAAUAGCAACAUUUUAUCAAGUAGUAAUGAAUUAAUAUCCAAACGCAAAUAAUACCAUAUCGGUUACAUCUAUUAUCAAAGCAACUGGAUAAAAAUUCAACUGUAAUUCAAUGUACUGGAUAUAUCAUAUGAUAACUCAUGUGAAAACAGAAUGAGUUGAAAAUGCAUUGACGGUUACACAAAACAUAGUUCUUAAAUACUACUUUGAUACACGAUGGCAGAAAAUAAAGAUAGUGACGUUAGAGAGGACGAAAAGAAUUGUAAACUGACCUACUAUUUUCGCGAUCUACUAAAGAAGCGAAUAAAUUUUCAAAUAUCUAGAGAAGAGACAUGUAGCAUAAUAAGUGCUGUAGAAACCCUAGUUUCGAUCAUUAUAGGGUAUGUGACAUCAAAUGUGCAGUGGCUUCCAUUCUCAAGACUUCUAAGUGUGGGGAGUAUGGCAGAAAGGACAAGUAUUGUAUUUCCAGACGAAUUCGACUACCUUGUUAUCCAUAAAGCGACUGGAAUGCAGGUCGAGAGAGUAUGUAAGGAAGAUAGAGGCUAUGCCCAUAUUAAAGUCACAGAUCCUGAUUUAAAAGAGAAAUGGUUCAAAUGGCUCCGAGGGAAUUACCUGCCUGGGAAUUUUAAAUCACACGGAUCUACAAAUUUGUUUUCGGAUUAUUUUGAUACACUCAGCAAUGCUUUCAUGUACGAAGUUGCACAAAGAGCAAAAAACUUACCAGACAAAGGUGUUAUUGUUACAGAAACAGGAGUGAUGCGCGUGGCAAAUUUCGUCAGAAAGAACGGACCGGCAUUUACACAGCACUUUCUCUGGGAGCCUUAUUGUCGUACGAAAAGUCAAACAACGAUCAAAGUGGACAUUACACCAGCCAUUGAAUUUGAUUUCAUUGACGAUAUAAUUAAUGAAAAUGACACGUUCCAUGCACAUAUUAUCAACAAAAUUGUCAAGCAUGGUAAGUUCAUGCUUGUUUGGAGUCCCGAAAAUGGACCAUCAUGUCCACUUUGUUUCCGACUGACCUUUACAGAGACGGAAGUAGAUCUUAUCCGUUGUCUAGAUACUCAUCACAAAGACUGUUAUAAACUAUUAAAGUAUAUUUUCAAUAGUGGCGGAGGUGUAAACUUCUUAUCCUCGUACGUUUUUAAAACACUUGUACUAAAACAUGGUUAUCACUGUAAAGAAAGAGCAAACCUUGCAGUCUGUUUCAAACAGCUUGUUGCAGUAUGCCUUCACUACCUAUUCAACAGGACAACUGGGGAAAAAGUUGAAGUCAGUCGUUUGGUCCGCCUUUUAAUGCGGGGUGAAAAAUUCAAAUUGCAUAUUCCUAGUAUUUUUAUCAAAGAUCAUAACAUAAUGGAUAGCAAGGAUUUUCCGAUUCCAUGUGAACAUUUCCUACUCGGAAUCGAGAGAAUGCUCUUGUCGGUCGAAGAAAUCUGUUGCGCUGACCAUCCAAAUGUUGACGAUAUCAUUAUUGUAAACAGUCUCAUGACUGAUGCUGUGUCUUAUGUUAAGUCCUUGCCAAUCGUAAACAAAUAUCUAGAACUCGAAAAAUGUGUUUCAAUAUUUCAGAAAUAUUUCAAGCAAAAUGUUGUAGAAUAAUAAUUUUAAUUUGAAUUACAUUAAUACAAUGAAAAUAAGUUUAAGCUAAAUACAUAACGAAAAAUACCUUGUGGUUAACAACCUACUUCGACUGUUCGGCAGCUUAAAUACCAUGAUGUGAAACGAGUCUUUAUAAUAACGAGGCUAUUAUAAUAAAUGA
This is a messenger RNA of Ruditapes philippinarum (Manila clam), 1816 nucleotides long. RefSeq lists its product as uncharacterized. Lineage: Eukaryota; Metazoa; Mollusca; Bivalvia; Venerida; Veneridae. The record is from RefSeq and is a predicted model, not a curated record. Bases 274 to 1656 code for a protein of 460 amino acids. The transcript has 2 exons.